UCCCGUUCCGUUCCGUUAUUACCAUCGCUCGUUUCAUUUCGUCGUCUCCCUCCACUCGCGAAUCCAAUCGAAUCCAUGGGGAGCUCGUCCAACACCACCACCACCACCACGAGCGGCGGCGACAAGGACAAGGACAAGGGCAAAGGGGACUCGCCGUCCUUCAAGGAGGGCGACAGGGUCCUCGCCUACCACGGGCCCCUCCUCUACGAGGCCAAGGUUCAAAGAAUCGAAAAUCUAGAUGAUGAUUGGCGCUACUUCGUCCAUUAUCUGGGUUGGAAUAAGAACUGGGAUGAAUGGGUUGCGAAUGACCGGUUACUGAAAUUGACGGAGGAAAAUGUCCGCAAACAACAAGAGCUUGAAAAGAACCAGGUAGUUGAUAAAACAAUCAAGUCUGGACGGUCAAUGCAGCAUAAGCCGAAAGGCUCCAAUGCAGAUGCAAAAGCUGAUAAAGAUGACACUAAGAGUCUCGUCAAGGGGAAGAAACGUAAGAGUCAGCCCGGGACUGAGGAAAAGGAAAGAAGAUCAUCAGAGAGUCUCCUAGUGUCACAGUUUCCUUUGACACUGAAGAAGCAACUUGUGGAUGAUUGGGAGUUUGUCACACAGCUGGGUAAGCUUGUAAAACUACCUCGAUCACCUACCGUUGAUGAUAUUCUAAAGAAGUAUUUGGAGCACCGAACAAAGAAGGAUAACAAGAUAAAUGAUUCCUAUGCUGAGAUUUUGAAAGGAUUACGCUGCUACUUUGAUAAAGCAUUGCCUACAAUGCUUUUAUAUAAGAAAGAGCGAGAACAGUAUGCUGAAGAAGUUAAAGGUGACGUCUCACCCUCAACUGUAUAUGGAGCUGAACAUCUACUGCGGCUUUUUGUGAAAUUGCCAGAGUUACUUGCUUUUGUCAAUAUGGAAGAAGAUGCACUCAACAAACUACAGCAGAAGUUGCUGGACAUCCUCAAGUAUGCUACAUCUUGCUUGAGUUUCUUCAGAAGAACCAGAGCUCCUUCUUCCUGUCUGUGUACGAUGGGGUGAAAAUCAAGUAGAAUCAAAUGGUGGGAUCUGAAUGUUGUAUGUACCAUCUUUUGCUGGACUUGUACUGCGUAGGUAAUGUAGUUUGUGUGUGUUGUUUGAUAAUGGAUGCGAUGAAAACAUGCACUGUUUGUCAGCUGCAAUUAAUGCCGCGUAGAAUCAGCUGCUGAAGAGAAUUGCUGUAAUCAAUCGCUGCUCUUGUUCACUUGAGCAUUGCUUUA
Molecule: messenger RNA, 1238 nt
Organism: Phragmites australis (common reed)
Lineage: Eukaryota; Viridiplantae; Streptophyta; Magnoliopsida; Poales; Poaceae
Product: protein MRG1
Exons: 11
Coding region: 76-1020 (314 amino acids)
Biological process (GO): chromatin organization; regulation of DNA-templated transcription
Cellular component (GO): histone acetyltransferase complex; nucleus
Source: RefSeq, a predicted model, not a curated record